GAAAGGGAGUCCCGGAGCCUUCGGGCGGGGGCUGGAGGCCGUCCCAGCUCGGACGGCCAGCCCCGGGGGCGGAGGGGAGGGGCCGUGAGUCCCUAUUUGUGCCCGCGCUGGACGGUGCCCAGCUCAGAGCCGCGAGUCCCUGGUCCGUGGCCGCCGAGGUUGCCUCCGCCUCCGCUCCCGUAGGCCCCCACCCGCUCCCCGCUCCCAUGCUCGCCCAGCAGCAGCGGCUGCCCGGCCGGGCCGGCCCGACGGCCGUGCUGCUCGUGGCGCUGCUGCCCGCGGUAGCGCAGGCCUUCUCGGGCGUCUGGCGGCCGCUCGAGCCGGAGCGCCCGCAGACGUGGCGGCGGCUGGCCGUGGCGCCCUCCACCCCCAAGUUCCAGCAGGCCGCCCGGGCUGCCCUGCACUACUUCAACUACCGCGCGGCCUCGCCCAGCACCUUCCGGAGCCUGAAACAAGUGCGCAGCGGCUCCGUCUGGGUUAAUGCAAAAAAAGGACAGAAAUUUGACCUGGAGCUGACUAUAGAAAACCACAAGCCAAAGUCAAAUGACGAGCGUCUGGGCACAUGUUCUGCUGUAGUGAUCUUCAAGAAUCAUAAACCCAAACCCACCGUCAACAUAACCUGCACACGACUACUAGCCAAGAAGGAAAGAGAGCAAGAGGAUUAUGAACUAUACAAGCAAAUGAAGCAGCUGAAAAGACCCCCUGAGGGGAUCAAAAUCCCAGGCAAUGAUGGCUACAUUGACCCAUCUCUUCAGCCCAUGUGGGACUUAGCCAUGGUUGGCAGCUCUUACGUGAUGUGGGAGAAGACAUCACUGUCGUUAUACUACUAUACGAUGCAGCUUACUGGGGUGAAGCAAUGGGUAACAAGUGGUGAUUUUAUCAAUUUCAGCUACACCAUCCUACUCCACGAAUUCUCCACCCAGGAGAUCAUUCCCUGCCAGAUUCAUCUGCUCUGGUAUCCUGGCAAACCCCUCAAAAUACGGUAUCAUUGUCAAGACCUGGGGACACAAGAGGAAGUUUCUGGGAACGGCGAAGGCUCGGCAGAGACCUCCACAGAGAUCCUUAGUAACUUCUGAAAGACGGAAUGCCUCCUUUUGACACUUAUACCAAAUCAAAAUGACUAUACUCAAUGGCUUCAGCUGCUACCCUGGACCAUAGCUGACUAGAAUCAACUUCAGGGAUUCUGGAGAUGUAGGCAAUACAGUGAUUAAAUAGUCAAUAUUCAGAAAAGCCCACAGUAUUUUUUUUAAAUUAAUGCCUAGGAGCAUGUGCCUGAUUCCAGUAACUCAUGAGUGCACUUAACUCCACUCAGAGCUAUUCGGGGGCUAACGGAAUAUCAGGACUGACUAAGCCCUAAAAUACUACAUAUAAACCAAGAAUGAAUUAAGAGCUUUGAAGAGUAUGCUCUUCAGACUGAAUUUUCUCUUCUCAAAAGCUUGUACCUAAUAUUACUUUUUAAACUAUAGCUGAUUCUCUCACACCACUCAAAUCUCAGAGUGUCCAUGCUAGUAAGGAAAUAAAGAUAAUAUAUUUCAGUAAAAGCAAACUGAAAGGGAAAUAUGAAACUUACUUAAGACAAAGUUUAUGAUUUUUAAGGUUUCUGGAAGAAUGAUUUCUUCUUUAGCCUGAGAACUCACAAUGAAAUAAAUAUGCUUACAUUUCUGAAUAAGCCAGUCGACUUUGUCA
Dromiciops gliroides (monito del monte) is the source of this 1686-nucleotide messenger RNA. It is a transcript of the gene RARRES1, whose product is annotated as retinoic acid receptor responder 1. Lineage: Eukaryota; Metazoa; Chordata; Mammalia; Microbiotheria; Microbiotheriidae. Bases 207 to 1076 code for a protein of 289 amino acids. Gene Ontology annotation, molecular function: metalloendopeptidase inhibitor activity. The record is from RefSeq and is a predicted model, not a curated record. The transcript is spliced from 6 exons.